Messenger RNA from Arachis duranensis, 1696 nucleotides. Its product is annotated as probable polygalacturonase. Gene Ontology annotation, biological process: carbohydrate metabolic process. The record is from RefSeq and is a predicted model, not a curated record. Gene Ontology annotation, molecular function: polygalacturonase activity. The coding region runs from base 117 to 1550 and encodes 477 amino acids. The transcript has 6 exons. NCBI's taxonomy places the organism in Eukaryota, Viridiplantae, Streptophyta, Magnoliopsida, Fabales, Fabaceae.
ACUUGACAUAUAGCUUCACUCAUUCAUUCACACACACCUCAAAAUUCAAAAAACAAAUAUUAAAGUGCCUUUUAUUUUUCUCUUAGUACUUGAAGAAUCUCCUCUUGAAAGAUAACAUGAGGAUAGAAGGUAUGAGACUAGUUUGUGGUUUGAUUGUGGUGAUUGUGUUGCUGAAUUCAAAGAAAAGUGAGAGCAGAAGAUCAAAGAGUGGUUCUAGAAGCAAUUCAUUUGAGUACAAUGCUAUAAACUGCAGAGCACACAGUGCAUCAUUGGUUGAUUAUGGAGGAGUUGGAGAUGGAAAAACAUCAAACACAAAGGCAUUUGAAAAUGCAAUCAGAAAGCUGAGUGAGUAUGAAUCAAAAGGUGGUGCUCAGCUCUAUGUUCCUGCUGGAAAAUGGCUCACUGGAAGCUUCAAUCUCAUUAGUCACUUCACUUUGUAUUUGCAUCAAGAUGCUGUUCUUCUUGCUUCUCAGGAUAUGAAUGAGUGGCCUGUGAUCAAACCACUACCAUCUUAUGGAAGAGGAAGAGAUGCUGCAGCUGGAAGAUACACCAGCCUCAUAUUUGGAACAAACCUCACUGAUGUCAUUAUCACAGGAGACAAUGGCACCAUAGAUGGUCAAGGUGCAUUUUGGUGGCAGCAAUUUCACAAGAAAAAAUUGAAAUACACUCGCCCUUACUUAAUUGAAUUAAUGUUCUCAGACAAUAUUCAAAUCUCAAAUCUAACACUCCUAAAUUCACCAUCAUGGCAUGUUCAUCCAACUUAUAGCAGCAACAUUAUCAUUAAAGGCAUCACCAUCAAUGCUCCUGUCACAUCUCCAAACACUGAUGGAAUUAACCCAGAUUCUUGCACAAACACCAGAAUUGAAGAUUGCUACAUAGUUUCUGGAGAUGAUUGUGUAGCAGUGAAGAGUGGCUGGGAUGAAUAUGGAAUAAAGUUUGGUAUGCCAACAAAACAACUUGCAAUUAGAAGACUCACUUGCAUUUCACCAUACAGUGCUACCAUUGCCUUAGGAAGUGAAAUGUCCGGCGGAAUCGAAGACGUUAGAGCCGAAGACAUCACGGCGAUCAACACAGAAUCCGGUGUCAGGAUCAAGACGGCUGUAGGGAGAGGAGGGUAUGUUAAGGACAUCUAUGUCAAAAGAAUGUACCUUCACACAAUGAAAUGGGCAUUCUGGAUGACUGGUAACUAUGGCUCCCAUGCUGAUAGCCACUAUGAUCCGAAUGCAUUGCCUGAGAUCAAAGGUAUCAACUAUAGAGAUGUUGUUGCUGAGAAUGUGAGCAUGGCUGCAAGAUUGGAAGGGAUAUCUAAAGACCCUUUUACUGGAAUUUGCAUGGCCAAUGUCACAAUUGGUUUGGCUGCAAAGCAUAAGAAGCAGCCAUGGACUUGCACUGAUAUUCAAGGGGUUACUAGUGGUGUGACUCCUCAACCAUGUGAUUUGUUACCUGAUCAGGGUCCAAAGAAGAUCACAGCUUGUGAUUUUCCACCUGAGAAUUUACCUAUUGAUAUGGUGGAACUCAAGAAAUGUAGUUACACCAUGAAACAUGCAUAAGCAUAACACAUGAAACAUGCUACCUAGUUAUUAUUUAUAUAUCUCUAGUCCUUCCUAGAUUAUCCAGAUACUAUUGCUCAAGUUGUGAAAUGAACUCUGUUAAACUAUGUUAUUUAUAGAGUUUCUUUGACUUUGUUUUUCCCCUC